CUUUGCUAGGCGUUGUUUUGUUGUUGAAUUCUAAGUUGCAGUUUGUUUAUACCCUCUCUCUCUUUUUCUCUGCUUUCCUCAAGCUUUUAUUAAUGGAGACAAUGCCGGUGCCGCCAUGGCUGGAGUCGUUACUUAGCACCGCUUUCUUCACCGUCUGCCGCACACAUGGUGACGCAGCAAGAGGAGAAUGUAACAUGUACUGCCUGGACUGUCAGGGAGACGCAUUUUGCUAUUAUUGUCGGUCGUCGAAACACAAAGAUCAUCAGGUAAUCCAGAUAAGGCGAUCUUCGUAUCAUGAUGUGGUGAGGGUUUCGGAGAUUCAAAAGGUUUUGGACAUAAGUGGGGUUCAGACAUAUGUGAUAAACAGUGCGAGGGUUUUGUUCUUGAAUGAGAGGCCUCAACCGAAAUCUGGGAAAGGAGUAGCUCAUCUUUGUGAAAUCUGCAGCAGAAGUCUUUUGGACCCAUUUCGUUUCUGUUCAUUGGGAUGUAAGCUUGAAGGAGUGAAGAGAAAUGGGAAUGCAAGCUUUGCCAUAGAUGGAAGCGGAGAGGAAUUGCGUGAAGGAACACAACAAGACAUUUAUCCGCCCACGCCUCCCCCACCUCCUUCAAAUGCAAGGAGAAGAAAAGGCGUUCCUCAUAGGGCACCUUUUGGGUCUUGAAUUUCCGAAAUUCAUAUUAUUAUUGUUUCUUUUUUUUUUUUUUAAUUUUGAAGAAAAGAGCUCUUUAGGGGUCUUUGUCCCAAAGGAAAGGAGAGAGUAAGGCACCCAUUUGGGUAGGGGGUCCAAAAAACAGAAGGGUUAAGUAAGUUUUCCCUUUUGGUUCUGGGACCCAUACAAGCAAAUUCUCUCUUUGUGAAGGAGCAAUAAUGUAGAAUUUGUUAUUGGUAUAUUAUUGCACAAGGUGUAGAUUGUAAUUAAAUUAAUAAGUUAUAAAAGCAAUUGUCUUUG
This is a messenger RNA of Rubroshorea leprosula, 947 nucleotides long. NCBI's taxonomy places the organism in Eukaryota, Viridiplantae, Streptophyta, Magnoliopsida, Malvales, Dipterocarpaceae. The record is from the annotation of a GenBank genome assembly.